Magnusiomyces paraingens is the source of this 1329-nucleotide messenger RNA. RefSeq lists its product as uncharacterized. NCBI's taxonomy places the organism in Eukaryota, Fungi, Ascomycota, Dipodascomycetes, Dipodascales, Dipodascaceae. Gene Ontology annotation, molecular function: Rab GDP-dissociation inhibitor activity. The record is from RefSeq and is a predicted model, not a curated record. Gene Ontology annotation, biological process: vesicle-mediated transport; protein transport; small GTPase-mediated signal transduction. The transcript has 4 exons. Gene Ontology annotation, cellular component: cytoplasm. The coding region runs from base 1 to 1329 and encodes 442 amino acids.
AUGGAUGAGGAAUACGACGUUAUUGUCCUGGGCACCGGUCUCACCGAGUGCAUUCUUUCCGGCAUCAUGAGUGUCGAGGGAAAGAAGGUCCUUCACAUUGACAGACAAGACCACUAUGGCGGUGAGAGUGCUUCGCUUAAUCUCACACAACUUUACAAAAAGUUCCGCCCUGGGAAGCAGGCCGAAGAGAGCCUCGGCCGUGAUCGCGACUGGAACGUUGAUCUCAUCCCCAAGUUUGUCAUGGCUGGCGGUGAGCUGACAAAAAUUCUGACUAACACUGAAGUUCUCCCGUAUCUUGAGUUUACCCAAAUCUCCGGUUCCUAUGUUUACCGCGAUGGCCGCAUUGCCAAGGUGCCGUCCACCCAGAUGGAGGCCAUUAAGAGUCCGCUCAUGGGCCUGUUUGAAAAGCGCCGAGCGCGCAAUUUUUUCGAGUUUGUCGGCAACUACAAGGAAGAGGACAAGAGCACACACUCUGGCCUUGAUUUGGACAAGAAUACCAUGACUGAGGUCUACCUCAAGUUUGGCCUCGAGCCCGGUACCCGCGACUUUAUCGGCCACGCCAUGGCCCUUUGGACAACCGACGAAUACUUGACAGAGCCCGCUCGCGAGACAAUUGAGCGUGUUAUCAUGUACUUGCACUCGGUUGCACUCUACGGCAAGUCUCCCUACAUUUACCCUCUCUACGGUCUCGGCGAGCUCCCGCAGGCGUUUGCCCGCAUGUCGGCCGUUUAUGGUGGUACCUAUAUGCUCAACAAGCCUAUUGACGGGCUUGAGUACGAUGCCGAUGGCAAGGUGUGUGGUGUGCGCUCAGGUGACGAGGUGGCCAGGACCAAGAUUGUCAUUGGUGAUCCCACAUACUUCCCUGACAAGGUCAAGAAGACUGGUGAGCGUGUGAUUCGUGCCAUGGUGAUUUUGGAGCACCCAGUCCCCAACACUGAGAAUCUGGAUUCGUUGCAAAUCAUUAUUCCCCAGAACCAGGUCAAGCGCAAGCAUGACAUUUACAUUGCCAUUUUGUCUUCGUCUCACUUUGUGUGCUCCAAGGGCCACUACCUGGCCAUCAUUUCGACCGUCAUUGAGACAGACGCCCCCCACGUUGAAAUUGAACCUGCGUUUAAACUGCUGGGACCUACCAAGGACGUUCUUAUGGGAAUUGCAGAGCUCUAUGAGCCCAUUGACGAUGGUACUAAGGACCAUGUGUACAUUUCCAAGUCAUAUGAUGCUACUUCGCACUUUGAGACGACUACUGACGAUGUUAAGGAUCUGUACUUCCGCAUCACUGGCAAGCCUUUGGAGCUUAAGAAGAAGAAGCCUGCUACUGAGAAUCCAUAA